Gossypium raimondii (Peruvian cotton) is the source of this 2243-nucleotide messenger RNA. RefSeq names its product indole-3-acetic acid-amido synthetase GH3.10. The record is from RefSeq and is a predicted model, not a curated record. Gene Ontology annotation, molecular function: acid-amino acid ligase activity. Gene Ontology annotation, cellular component: cytoplasm. The transcript is spliced from 4 exons. The coding region runs from base 165 to 1961 and encodes 598 amino acids. Lineage: Eukaryota; Viridiplantae; Streptophyta; Magnoliopsida; Malvales; Malvaceae.
GCGAGAUUUUCAACCGUGGGCUCCCUCCUUUCCUUUUGUGUAUUUCUGAUUCUGAGACGCACACACCCAAAAAACCACAACCUGCUACACCAAUAUAUAUGCUCACGUAUUCCUCAUUUCUUUGGUUUUUGUUUUAGGCUCCUCUGUUGCUUUUACAGCGCUUGAUGGAAGCAGCUCAAGUUGUGAACAGUAAUGGCAAUGCCGAUGGUGACUACCAGUACGAAAUUAUCAGUUGGUUCGAUAGUGUAUCGAAGAACGCCGCCAUGGUCCAGACGGAGACACUUGGCCAGAUUCUUCAUCUCAACUAUGGUGUGGAGUACCUGAAAAAAUGGUUUGGGGACAUGAAGAUCCAAGACAUGGAUGCUUGUGCAUUGGAAUCUCUUUACGCCUCUUUAGUUCCUCUAGCCUCCCAUGCAGAUUUUGAGCCUUUUAUUCAACGAAUUGCAGAUGGAGACACUGCUCCUAUUCUCACCCAACAAACUAUUACUACUCUCUCUCUAAGCUCCGGUACCACAGAAGGGAGACAGAAGCUUUUACCCUUUACUCGCCAUAGCUCCCAGACCACCUUGCAGAUAUAUAGGUUGGCAGCAGCUUACAGAUCAAGGGUUUAUCCAAUAAGAGAAGGUGGAAGAAUCUUGGAGUUCAUAUACAGCAGUAAACGGUUAAAAACAAAGGGAGGAUUAACAGCGGGAACAGCAACCACCCACUAUUAUGCUAGUGAAGAAUUCAACAUCAAACAGGAGAAGACCAAGUCAUUCACUUGCAGCCCACAGGAAGUGAUUUUCGGGGGAGAUUAUAAACAAUCUACUUAUUGCCAUCUAUUACUCGGCCUCUUGUUUUGGGAUGAGGUCGAGUUAAUCGCCUCAACCUUCGCUUACAGCAUAGUCCAAGCCUUUGCCUCUUUUGAAGAGCAAUGGGAAGAAAUAUGCAGUGAUAUCAAGGACGGCACACUGAGCUCAAGGAUAACACUGCCCAGGAUGCGAAAAGCCGUGUUGGAUAUAAUUUCUCCAAACCCAUGUUUGGCAUCACAGAUUGAAGCCAUUUGCAGGGACUCCAAAGCUUCCAACUGGUAUGGCAUCGUUCCCAGGCUGUGGCCGAAUGCAAAGUAUGUGUACUCUAUCAUGACCGGCUCAAUGCAACCCUACUUGAAGAAGCUUAGGCACUAUGCUGUCUCGUUACCGCUAGUGAGUGCUGACUACGGGUCAACCGAGGGUUGGAUUGGGGUGAACUUGGAUCCUUGUUUGCCGCCUGAGGAUGCCACUUUUGCUGUAAUCCCUACUUUUUCUUAUUUCGAGUUUAUACCCCUCUACAAAAAGAAGCAAGAUUUGACUUCCAGCACAGUUGGUUACAUAGAAGAUGAACCAGUCCCACUCUCCCAAGUCAAGCUUGGACAAGAAUAUGAGCUUGUCCUUACAACUUUUACUGGGCUUUACAGAUAUCGGCUAGGAGAUGUGGUGGAAGUGGCUGGAUUUCACAAUGGGACCCCGAAAUUAAAUUUCAUAUUCAGGAGGGAGCUAAUAUUAACGGUUAACAUAGACAAGAACACAGAAAAUGACCUUCAGCUGGCGGUAGAAAGAGGGUCAGAGGUGCUAAGCAAGUAUGGAGGGGAGCUGGUUGAUUUCACGAGCCAUGCGGAGGUGAUGCAUCAACCAGGGCACUACAUGAUUUACUGGGAAAUAAAAGGGGAAGUGGAGGAGAGGGUGCUAGGUGAGUGCUGUGGCGUAAUGGAUGCUUCUUUUGUGGAUCACGGCUAUGUUGUGUCCAGGAGAACCAACUCCAUUGGACCUUUAGAGCUUUGCAUUGUGGAAACAGGGACUUUCAACAAGGUUUUGGAUUAUUUCAUAGGGAAUGGAGCAGCACUUGGCCAAUUCAAGACUCCAAGGUGCACCAACAACCAUAUCCUCCUUCGAAUCCUUAAUCUUUGUACCAUUAAAAGGUUCCACAGCACUGCUUACAAUUAACAACAACACAGGCUUAUCUACCAAGUGCUCUUUAAUUUCAUAUAUUAUUCCUUUUCUCUUCCCACUAUCAAAAAUACAAUCGAUUUCACGUGUAAUAGGGAAAAAACAUAUUUUAGAGUUUAGGAUGCUUUUUCUUCUUCUUUUUUUCAUUUUGCAACUUAGAUAACCUGCAUUAUUAUUACGAGGGAUGAGUGAAUGCUAAUGUCCAUUUCAGAGUGUUGAUGAUUGGAACCAAGCAUUCCAUUUUUAGUACAGGUGGAUGAUUCAUCUCUUCUGGGUAAA